Messenger RNA from Acanthosepion pharaonis, 696 nucleotides. NCBI's taxonomy places the organism in Eukaryota, Metazoa, Mollusca, Cephalopoda, Sepiida, Sepiidae. The record is from the annotation of a GenBank genome assembly.
AUGACUUAUUUUGCUUUCAUGACUCCACAAGUAAAUAUCUAUGAUAAUAAGAAUUCAUUUAUAUGUCUUUUCAUUUUUCAAUGCCUAAAUCCAAAACUCGAAAUCUAUCUAUCUAUCUAUCUAUCUAUCUAUCUAUCUAUCUAUCUAUCUAUCUAUAUAUAUGUGGACAUACCAAAAAGGCAACAAUGCAUGUCUACUGUUAGCAUCCUUACCCUUUUUAUUUAUCUAUUAUUAUUCUAUUUAUUAUCUCUAUUUUUCCAGGCAACCAAGUCCCACAAGUUUAAGAUCCAUUCUUAUGGAAGCCCCACAUUCUGUGACCACUGCGGAUCGUUACUGUACGGGCUGAUUCAUCAAGGCUUAAAAUGUGAUGCAUGUGAUAUGAACAUUCACAAAAAAUGUCAAAAAAACGUUCCCCAAUUGUGUGGUAUUGACCACACAGAGAGACGUGGGCGGAUCAAGCUUACAGUAACUUCUGAGAGGAAUAAACUCAUGGUUAAAGUUCAAGAAGCAAAGAAUUUGGUCCCAAUGGAUCCAAAUGGACUGGCCGAUCCGUACGUGAAAGUAAAACUUAUUCCAGAUGAAUCUAACAAAACCAAAAAAAAAACCAAGACUGAAAAGUCAACCUUGAAUCCAGUUUGGGAGGAUACUUUUAAUUUUGAUAUUGCUCCUGAAGACAUGUCAAGAGAUUGUCUUUAG